This is a messenger RNA of Colletotrichum acutatum, 312 nucleotides long. RefSeq lists its product as uncharacterized. Bases 58 to 234 code for a protein of 58 amino acids. Lineage: Eukaryota; Fungi; Ascomycota; Sordariomycetes; Glomerellales; Glomerellaceae. The transcript has a single exon. The record is from RefSeq and is a predicted model, not a curated record.
UCCUGCACCCCGGAUCAGCCAGACCACACACACAUUACGCAGUAGGUAUGCAAUUGCAUGGUUACACACCGUGAUACCCACACCCAACCCACCCCGGGGAGGGGGGGGGGAUGGGAAGGAAAAGCCGCAACAAAUCAUCGAACCACCCACCCAUACACUCAACUUAAACCCAUCGGGAGGAACAAAGAGUCUGGAGAGAGCUUGAGCACGGGACACAUACCUACCGCGGUGUAAGGUAGUGUACACACACACGCACGCUCUGCCUGCCAUCCGGCCCGGCCGCAGAAAUCCCCACCACUCCAUCCGGGCCCC